Arvicanthis niloticus (Nile rat) is the source of this 5634-nucleotide messenger RNA. It is a transcript of the gene Pappa, whose product is annotated as pappalysin 1. Gene Ontology annotation, biological process: cell surface receptor signaling pathway; proteolysis. NCBI's taxonomy places the organism in Eukaryota, Metazoa, Chordata, Mammalia, Rodentia, Muridae. Gene Ontology annotation, molecular function: metalloendopeptidase activity. The record is from RefSeq and is a predicted model, not a curated record.
CUUGGGGGGAGGGAAGGAAUUGAGCCGAUCAGUGUGUUAGAGGAGAUUUUUUUUUUGAGGAGCUAGAAAUAUAUAAAAUAAAAUGAAAUAAAACAAGGAGGAAGGCAUCCAGCUGUUAGAAGGGGGGAAUAAGGCAGAUAAAGGAGCGAGGAGAGAAAUUAAUUGCCAACCAGGAGGAGUUGGACUGUAUUUUUCAAAGGUGGGGGGAGUGGAGCACACACCUUGAGGAGGAAAGCGAGAAAGAAAAGAAAAAAAGCAAGUGAAAGGGGGGCUCGCACGAGAAGGGGGACAAAGUCUAGGCGCGAGCUAAAGCUGGCAGCUCCGGGCGGCGGUGCAGGGGCGCAGGGGGGGCGGGGGGGACCGUCGGACAUGCGGCUCUGGAGUUGGGUGCUGCGCCUGGGGCUGCUGAGCGCCGCGCUGGGCUGCGGGCUGGCCGAGCGCCCCCGCCGGGCCCGGAGAGACCCUCGGGCCGUGCGCCCCCCGCGCCCCGCCGCCGGACCGGCCACCUGCGCCACCCGGGCGGCCCGCGGUCGCCGCGCCUCGCCGCCGCCGCCUCCGGGCGGUGCCUGGGAAGCCGUGCGCGUCCCCCGGCGGCGGCAGCAGCGGGCGGCGAGGGGCGCCGAGGAGCCGAGCCCGCCGAGCCGGGCGCUCUAUUUCAGCGGGCGAGGGGAGCAGCUGCGCCUCCGGGCGGACCUGGAGCUACCCCGCGACGCCUUCACGCUGCAAGUGUGGUUGCGAGCCGAGGGUGGCCAGAAGUCUCCAGCGGUGAUCACAGGGCUGUAUGACAAAUGUUCUUAUACCUCACGCGAUCGAGGAUGGGUCAUGGGCAUUCACACCAUCAGUGAUCAAGGCAACAGAGAUCCACGCUACUUUUUCUCCUUGAAGACAGACCGGGCCAGAAAAUUGACCACCAUUGAUGCCCAUCGCAGCUACCUCCCGGGUCAGUGGGUACACCUAGCUGCUACCUACGAUGGGCGAGUGAUGAAGCUCUAUAUGAAUGGUGCCCAGGUGGCGACCUCGACUGAGCAAGUAGGUGGCAUAUUCAGCCCACUGACCCAGAAGUGUAAAGUGCUCAUGUUGGGGGGCAGUGCUCUGAAUCACAACUUCCGGGGCCACAUUGAACACUUCAGUCUAUGGAAAGUAGCCAGAACUCAGAGAGAGAUUCUAUCCGACAUGGAAACCCGUGGCCUCCACACCCCUCUACCUCAGCUCCUCCUCCAGGAGAACUGGGACAAUGUGAAGCGCACUUGGUCCCCCAUGAAGGAUGGCAACAGCCCCCGGGUAGAAUUCAGCAAUGCCCACGGCUUCCUGUUGGACACUAAUUUGGAGCCCCCUCUUUGUGGGCAGACACUGUGUGACAACACAGAAGUCAUCUCCAGUUACAAUCAGCUCCCAAGUUUCCGGCAGCCUAAGGUGGUGCGCUAUCGUGUGGUCAACAUCUAUGAUGAUCACCAUGAAAACCCGACAGUGAGCUGGCAGCAGAUUGACUUUCAGCAUCAACAGCUAGCUGAGGCCUUCCAGCACUACAACAUCUCCUGGGAGCUGGAGGUACUGGAUAUAAACAGUUCCUCUCUGCGACACCGCCUCAUCCUAGCCAACUGUGACAUCAGCAAGAUUGGAGAUGAAAAAUGCGAUCCUGAAUGUAACCAUACACUGACUGGCCAUGAUGGUGGGGACUGCCGCCAGCUGCGCUACCCUGCGUUCAUGAAGAAGCAACAGAAUGGUGUAUGUGACAUGGACUGCAACUAUGAAAGGUUUAAUUUUGAUGGUGGAGAGUGCUGUGACCCAGACAUCACUGAUGUCACUAAGACAUGCUUUGAUCCUGACUCUCCACACAGAGCCUACUUGGAUGUUAAUGAGCUAAAGAACAUUCUUAGACUGGAUGGAUCAACACAUCUCAAUAUUUUCUUUGCAAACUCUUCAGAGGAGGAGUUGGCAGGAGUGGCGACUUGGCCAUGGGACAAAGAGGCCCUAAUGCACUUGGGUGGUAUUGUCUUGAACCCAUCUUUCUAUGGCAUUCCCGGACACACCCACACCAUGAUCCAUGAGAUUGGGCACAGCCUAGGCCUCUAUCACAUCUUCCGUGGCAUCUCAGAAAUCCAGUCAUGCAGUGAUCCCUGCAUGGAGACAGAGCCAUCAUUUGAAACUGGAGACCUCUGCAAUGACACCAACCCAGCCCCCAAACACAAGUUUUGUGGAGACCCUGGACCAGGGAAUGACACUUGUGGCUUUCAUAGCUUCUUUAACACUCCUUACAACAACUUCAUGAGCUACACAGAUGACGACUGUACUGACUCCUUCACGCCCAAUCAAGUCUCCAGAAUGCACUGUUACCUGGACCUCGUAUACCAGAGCUGGCAGCCCUCCAGAAAGCCAGCACCUGUAGCUCUUGCACCCCAGGUUGUGGGCCACACAAAGGACUCUGUGAUGCUAGAGUGGUUCCCACCCAUCGAUGGACACUUCUUUGAAAGAGAAUUGGGAUCAGCAUGUGACCUUUGCCUAGAAGGGAGAAUCCUGGUGCAAUAUGCUUUCAAUGCCUCCUCCCCCAUGCCCUGUGGACCAUCAGGACACUGGAGUCCUCGAGAAGCAGAAGGUCACCCAGAUGUUGAACAGCCCUGUAAAUCCAGUGUUCGAACCUGGAGUCCAAAUUCAGCUGUCAACCCACACACAGUCCCUCCAGCCUGCCCUGAGCCACAAGGCUGCUACCUCGAGCUGGAAUUCCGCUACCCCUUGGUCCCUGAGUCUCUUACUAUCUGGGUGACCUUUGUCUCCAGUGACUGGGACUCUAGUGGAGCUGUCAAUGACAUCAAACUCUUGACUGUCAGUGGAAAAAACAUCUCUUUGGGUCCUCAAAAUAUUUUCUGUGAUAUCCCACUUACCAUCAGACUCCGGGAUGUGGGGGAGGAGGUAUAUGGCAUCCAGAUCUAUACUCUUGAUGAACACCUGGAGAUUGAUGCAGCCAUGCUGACCUCUACUGUAGACAGCCCACUCUGUCUGCAGUGUAAACCCCUGCAGUAUAAAGUGCUCCGAAAGCCACCUCUGCUGGAAGAUGUAGCUUCAGUACUCCACCUCAACAGAAGAUUCAUGGACACAGAUCUGAAGCUUGGCAGUGUGUACCAGUACCAGAUUAUCACCAUUUCAGGAAACGAAGAGAGCGAGCCAUCACCUGCUGCCAUAUACACCCACGGCAGUGGGUAUUGUGGUGAUGGCAUUAUCCAAAAAGACCAAGGAGAAGAGUGUGAUGACAUGAAUAAGGCCAACGGGGAUGGCUGCUCGCUUUUCUGCAAGCAAGAAGUUUCCUUCAACUGCAUCGAUGAACCCAGUCGGUGUUAUUUCCACGAUGGAGAUGGGAUGUGUGAAGAGUUUGAACAAAAAACUAGCAUUAAAGACUGUGGCGUCUACACGCCCCAGGGUUUCCUGGAUCAAUGGGCGUCCAAUGCUUCCGUAUCCCAUCAAGACCAGCAGUGCCCAGGUUGGGUUGUCAUUGGGCAGCCAGCGGCAUCACAGGUGUGUCGAACCAAGGUGAUAGAUCUCAGUGAAGGCAUUUCCCAGCAUGCUUGGUAUCCUUGCACCAUUAAUUACCCAUACUACCAGCUGCCUCAGACCACAUUCUGGCUCCAGACGUAUUUCUCUCAGCCAAUGGUUGCUGCAGCUGUUAUUAUUCACCUGGUGACUGAUGGGACAUACUAUGGGGACCAAAAGCAAGAGACCAUCAGUGUGCAGUUGCUUGAUACCAAAGAUCAAAGCCACGAUCUAGGCCUCCAUGUCUUGAGCUGCAGGAACAAUCCCCUGAUUAUCCCUGUGGUCCAUGACCUCAGCCAGCCCUUCUACCACAGCCAGGCGGUACAUGUGAGCUUCAGUUCGCCCCUGGUUGCCAUCUCGGGGGUGGCCCUCCGCUCCUUCGACAACUUUGACCCCGUCACCCUGAGCAGCUGCCAGAGAGGAGAGACCUACAGCCCUGCUGAGCAGAGCUGUGUGCAUUUUGCCUGUGAAGCCACGGACUGCCCAGAACUGGCUGUGGAGAAUGCUUCUCUCAACUGUUCCAGCAGCCACCGCUACCAUGGUGCCCAGUGCACUGUGAGCUGCCAGACAGGUUAUGUGCUGCAGAUACAGCGGGAUGAUGAGCUAAUCAAGAGCCAGGUAGGGCCAAGCAUCACAGUGACAUGUACAGAGGGCAAAUGGAACAAGCAGGUGGCAUGUGAGCCAGUGGACUGCGGUAUCCCAGAUCACCAUCAUGUUUAUGCUGCCUCCUUCUCCUGUCCAGAGGGUACCACCUUUGGUAGAAGAUGUUCCUUUCAGUGUCGCCACCCUGCCCAGCUGAAAGGCAACAACAGCUUUCUGACCUGUAUGGAAGAUGGACUGUGGUCUUUCCCAGAGGCCCUGUGUGAGCUCAUGUGCCUCGCUCCACCCCCAGUUCCUAAUGCAGACCUACAGACAGCCCGGUGUCGAGAGAACAAACACAAGGUGGGCUCCUUCUGCAAGUACAAGUGCAAACCUGGAUACCAUGUUCCUGGCUCAUCUCGGAAGUCCAAGAAACGGGCCUUCAAGACUCAAUGUACUCAAGAUGGCAGCUGGCAAGAGGGAACUUGUGUGCCGGUGACUUGUGACCCACCUCCACCCAAAUUCUAUGGGCUCUACCAAUGCACUAAUGGCUUCCAGUUCAAUAGUGAGUGUAGGAUCAAAUGUGAAGACAGUGAUGCCUCCCAGGGCCGUGGGAGCAAUGUCAUUCACUGCCGGAAAGAUGGCACUUGGAGUGGUUCCUUCCAUGUCUGCCGAGAGAUGCAAGGCCAGUGCUCAGCCCCAAACCAACUCAACAGUAACCUCAAGUUGCAGUGUCCUGAUGGCUAUGCCAUAGGGUCAGAGUGUGCCACCUCGUGCCUGGACCACAACAGCGAGUCCAUCAUCCUGCCAGCUAACUUGACAGUGCGUGACAUUCCACAUUGGAUGAACCCCACUCGAGUACAGAGGAUUGUCUGCACUGCUGGUCUCCAGUGGUAUCCCCACCCUGCUCUGAUCCACUGUGUCAAAGGCUGUGAGCCAUUCAUGGGAGACAAUUACUGUGAUGCCAUCAACAAUCGAGCCUUCUGCAACUAUGAUGGUGGAGACUGCUGUACCUCCACAGUUAAGACCAAAAAGGUCACUCCCUUUCCUAUGUCCUGUGACCUACAAGAUGACUGCGCCUGUCGGGACCCUGAGGCCCAAGAACACAGCCGGAAAGACCUUCGGGGAUAUAGCCAUGGCUAAGGAAAGACAGGUGUCAAAUAUUUCCCAACGCCAGGACCCGCAUCCCUCUGGUACUGAUUUCACAGUCUGCUGCUCAAUGAAAUGGCCUCUCCACACCAGGGAUCCUUAGCACCCAACCGGUCUGCCUUUAAUUUCACCCAGGAAGGACCAACUGUGGGGCAAUGAACUGAGUCUCACCAUGUUGAAUGAUGGAGUGGAAUACUAUCCUGUAGUCUAAGAUGGAUUGCAUACACAGCAUGUAGUCCCAGAGCUUCUGAAAGUUCUUUCCAUUUCUCACAUGACCACAACCCAAAACAACAAAAAAAUUGUAUGUGUAUCAAGGAGUAUGCACAUCUGUGGUUAGUACACAGGCAUGCAUACACACCCAUGAAAAUGUCUGUGUGAGGGAAG